This is a messenger RNA of Neurospora crassa OR74A, 2115 nucleotides long. RefSeq lists its product as uncharacterized. The record is from RefSeq and is a predicted model, not a curated record. The transcript has 5 exons. NCBI's taxonomy places the organism in Eukaryota, Fungi, Ascomycota, Sordariomycetes, Sordariales, Sordariaceae. Gene Ontology annotation, biological process: regulation of DNA-templated transcription. Bases 631 to 1626 code for a protein of 331 amino acids.
GCGAGAACGGACGAAUCCUGGCCACCCCUACGGCAUCUUUUGCCAUACGGCAUCAACCGUGACCCCUUCGACUUUUCCUCUGCGAAGGAGGUGGCCCAUGGUCCGAUAUAAAAACCACUUGCGCCCGUUCUGCACGUGUAAACCCCAACUUGUCGGCUUGUAGUGGUGUCGCGCCCUCAGUUAUAGGACCGUUUCUCUCCUUCCUCCAUCGCCUACAAAGUCUCCGAGGCUUGAUCUCGACCCAUCAUUGCACCGUCUAGACGCACGUCAUACAUCGCGUCAGGAACGGCUUCCGUUAGUUAUAGUCAGGCCAAACCGACAGACAGCGUCUGCGACCCUUUUCAGUUACGCAACAAUCCGCCGCCUCUCACUUUGGUCCAGUGAGAUAUACCCACGACCUGCAUCUCAGAGAUCGCCCGCCGUCUCUUUUUUUCCGACUCGGCCCAGACUGCUUAUUCCACAGGACCCUUGCUAGUGUCCGGCUUCUCUUUGGUGGUGUGGUCCGGCCUAGUUGUCCGCCUCUUCUUAGCCGUCCUUGCCCCGUAUCGUUAGUCUCGCGCUAUAGCUGUCCGGCGUUUGUUAUAAGUUUGAGACGUGGGAACCUCCAUCCCGAGCCAAGUCUAUCCCAACAUGUCACACCAUACCAACAGCACGACGAAUAACACGGACCGUACUCCCCCCGAGUACUCUCACUCAGAACAAGCACCUGGCCCCGUGCCUUACACAACACAGCAGGAAGGACGCCCUCCCGUCUACCCAGCCGCCCCUGCCCCCGGCCAACCCUACCCGGCCCCGUCUGGAACCCCCGCCUCUGAAUACGGCUACUCGGGCCACCGUGGAAGUACCAGUUUCCCAGACACGAUGAUGGGAUAUCGCUCCUCCCAGAGCCACCCCAGCAAUGGCGUCCCUUCGUCCAACAGCAUGUCGGGUCCUGGACACGCCUAUCCUCAUCCGGCCUAUUCAUCCUACGCGCCUCCUCCUCCCGACGUCACCAGCCCAUACCAGCACAGCGGUCCCAGCGCAGGGCUCUACGCCCAACCCCGUCCCGACUGGGCGACGUAUCAGCAAAACGGUCCCAUGCAGGGCCAUGCCGUCUUCCCCCCUACACAUUCCCCGGCUCCCGCUCAAACUAGGCAGAAUCAGGUUUAUUCGUUUGUUCCUAUCCCCGGUUCCACGCAGCACAAGCGACCACGUCGGCGCUUCGAGGAAAUCGAGCGCAUGUACAAGUGUGGAUGGAAUGGCUGCGAGAAGGCUUAUGGUACACUCAACCAUCUGAAUGCGCACGUCACCAUGCAGUCGCAUGGAACGAAACGGACUCCUGAAGAGUUCAAGGAGAUUCGCAAGGAGUGGAAGGCGCGCAAAAAGGAGGAGGAAGCGCAACGCAAGGCUGCCGAGGAACGAGCACGCGCUGCCUCCACCUCCCAAUCAACACAGAGUACCGACAACAGCUCCUAUGCCGCGAGAGGCGCCGUCCAACUUCCACCAAUUGGUUCCAACACGCCAGUGUCGCAGUACCCCCUACCAGAAUACAAUGGCCCGGCAUACCAGAACUACCCUCCCGGCUCUGGUUCCCCCUACCACCCCAACGGCUAUAGCACAGCUCAACAUGCCAAUGGGCAGGCUUAGUAGUGUAUUCUUCUCGUGGUGAUUAAGAGUCCCCACAUCGGAAAGAGAGAGUGUUUGUGAACGACACGAAUCGAUACUGGUCCUCCGGAGGCGUUGAGGUUUUAAGGCGUUGAGGAAAAUAUCCAGAACUAUUCUGUACGCUGUUACGAUAUUGGUGUGCUGCAUUUUGUCACUGUUUGGAUGUAAGAGAAAGAGGGUGUUACGAUGGAUGAGGCAACUCGAGCAAUGCUCGAAUGGCUGGUGUAAUAUUUGUUUAUGGGCUGGUGUAACAAGAACCUUUUCCUAUGCAUUCUUCCGGUACUAUACCUUUUCAUUAUAUCGGCUUUCGGGGUUUCAUUUGGGUUGCAUGUUAGAAGGUGCAUGGGGAGCGGGGGUUGGAGCGGUCAAAAAUGAAAGGCGAAGAUACCUACCUGUACGUUGUCAGUCCCUGAACUGGGACAAAAAGCACUCAAAGAAGUGCGCCGUGAAGAGAAAGGUGUUUGAAACUUC